Phascolarctos cinereus (koala) is the source of this 4627-nucleotide messenger RNA. RefSeq names its product BRCA1 associated deubiquitinase 1 (gene BAP1). Gene Ontology annotation, biological process: ubiquitin-dependent protein catabolic process; protein deubiquitination. Lineage: Eukaryota; Metazoa; Chordata; Mammalia; Diprotodontia; Phascolarctidae. Gene Ontology annotation, molecular function: cysteine-type deubiquitinase activity. Gene Ontology annotation, cellular component: cytoplasm. The record is from RefSeq and is a predicted model, not a curated record.
ACGCGGCUCUCGGGCCCGUUGUCUGGGCGUCUGAGAGUGGGGGCCCGGUGCCGGCCGGGCUUCCUUGAGUGCGGGGCUCUCAGGGGCGGCGGCGGAGCUUGGACAUGGCGCUGAGAGGCCGUUCCAGGGGAAGAUGAAUAAAGGCUGGUUGGAGCUGGAGAGCGACCCAGGCCUUUUCACCCUGUUGGUAGAAGAUUUUGGUGUUAAAGGGGUACAAGUUGAGGAGAUUUAUGAUCUUCAGAGCAAAUGCCAAGGGCCAGUAUAUGGCUUCAUCUUCCUCUUCAAAUGGAUCGAAGAACGCCGAUCCCGACGCAAGGUCUCUACCCUGGUGGACGAGACUUCUGUGAUCGAUGAUGACAUUGUGAAUAACAUGUUCUUCGCCCAUCAGCUGAUUCCCAACUCCUGUGCCACUCAUGCCUUACUGAGUGUCCUUCUGAACUGUAGCAAUGUGGACCUGGGCCCAACACUGAGCCGCAUGAAGGAUUUCACCACGGGCUUCAGCCCAGAGAGCAAGGGAUAUGCCAUUGGGAAUGCUCCAGAGCUGGCCAAAGCACAUAACAGCCAUGCCAGGCCUGAGCCACGACAUCUGCCAGAGAAGCAGAAUGGGAUCAGCGCUGUGCGGACGAUGGAAGCAUUCCACUUUGUCAGCUAUGUCCCCAUUAAGGGACGUCUCUUUGAGCUAGACGGACUGAAGGUGUACCCCAUUGACCAUGGGCCUUGGGGGGAAGAUGAAGAGUGGACAGAUAAAGCCCGCCGAGUCAUCAUGGAACGGAUUGGCCUAGCCACAGCAGGGGAGCCAUAUCAUGACAUCCGAUUUAACCUGAUGGCGGUAGUGCCCGACCGCAGGAUCAAGUAUGAAUCUAAGCUGCACGUCCUGAAGAUGAACCGACAGACGGUGUUGGAGGCCUUACAGCAGCUGAUCCGAGUGACUCAGCCAGAAUUGAUUCAACCCCAGAAGUCCCAAGAGUCUCAGCCUCCUGAGGACUCCAAGCCGGCCUCCUGCAAGCCCUCUCUGGUGCUUGAAACAAGCAAGACCCCACUGGCCUCUGAGGGUUCCCAAACAGAUGGACCUGAAGAGGUGGCAGGACCUUGCCAGCCAGCCCCCACACAUAGCCCACCCAGCAAACCCAAGCUCAUGGUGAAACCUCCAGUCAACAGCCUCAAUGGGGUUCCAGCAAAUCCCAGUCCCAUUGUUCAGCGGCUCCCAGCUUUCCUGGAUAACCACAACUAUGCCAAGUCUCCCAUGCAAGAAGAAGAGGACCUAGCAGCAGGCGUAGGCCGCAGCCGGGUCCCAGUACGCCCACCACAGCAGUACUCAGAUGAUGAGGAUGACUAUGAUGAUGAUGAGGAAGAGGAUGUUCGGAACACAAAUUCUGCUAUCAGGUACAAGCGGAAAGGACAGGUCAAGCAGGAGCCCUUGGCUCCCUCCUCCGAUGGGCAGCUCUGCGUCCUGCAGCCCAACACCAUCAAUGUAUUGGCUGAGAAGCUCAAGGAAUCCCAGAAGGACCUCUCAAUCCCUUUGUCCAUCAAGACCAGUGGUGGUGCUGGGAGCCCAGCUGUGGCCGUGCCCUCUCAUUCUCAGCCUUCACCCACCCCCAGCAAUGAGAGCACCGACACAGCUUCUGAGAUUGGGAGUGCUUUCAACUCACCACUCCGGUCACCCAUCCGUUCUGCCAACCCCACCCGCCCAUCCAGCCCUGUCACCUCCCACAUCUCCAAGGUGCUUUUCGGGGAGGACGAUGGGUUGUUGCGAGUGGACUGUAUGCGCUACAACCGGGCUGUGCGAGACUUGGGGCCUGUCAUCAGCACCGGCCUUCUACACCUCUCUGAGGAUGGGGUGCUGUGCCCUCUCACCAUCGCAGAAGGUGGGAAAGGCUCAUCACCACCUGUCAGACAGAGCCAGACUGCCCAGAUCAGUGUCACCCUGGAGGAGAAGGAGGCGCCUGAGGCAAGUGACAGAGAGAAAGCCGGGCUGAGCCGCCCCCCUGAGCAGCUGUGUGGGGAGAAGUAUUCCCCCAAAGAGCUGCUGGCACUGCUGAAGUGUGUGGAAGCUGAGAUCGCAAACUAUGAAGCCUGUCUCAAGGAGGAGGUGGAGAAGAGGAAAAAAUUUAAGAUUGAUGACCAGAGAAGAACCCACAACUAUGAUGAGUUUAUCUGCACAUUUAUUUCCAUGCUGGCUCAGGAAGGCAUGCUGGCCAACCUUGUGGAGCAGAACAUCUCCGUUCGACGACGACAGGGUGUCAGCAUUGGUCGGCUGCACAAACAGAGGAAGCCUGACAGACGGAAACGCUCCCGUCCUUACAAGGCCAAGCGGCAAUGAGGGACUUCCUGGCCCAGGACUGGGCCUUCCACAUGCUCCCCUAAUCAUAGGGCGUUCUGAGGGCGAGGCAGCCAUGAGCUGCCCCCACUUAACUCUCCUCCCCUUGGACCCAGUAUUACUGUACAGUUUAAAGUGGGAACAUCGUUCCCCAGUGGACAGGCAAAGGUUCCCAUGUGUCAGUCGCACUACAGACCUCCCGCUGACCCUUUAGAAAUAAGGGGGACUUCUUGGUCACAUGGCUCUCAGCCUCCUCUCAGCCCCUCCCCUGUUGACCUGGGGAUACUGAAGUCAGUGGGGGCUACCUGCCUGCAGCUUAAGUUCCCUUUCAAGGGUGGGCACUGGGCAGGUCAGCCAGAGAUUGCCGUAAAGUCAGUGCAGGGACCACUCAGGAAGCAGCAGCUGGAGUCAGUGUAGUGGGAACUCUACCCGUGGGAACACUGCCUUUUCCCCCCUUUGUCAUCUGAGCCCACCCACAGCUGGCUGUGGAUCAUCCGCCCCAAGGGGUACAUGGACCCCAUUGACAGCCAGGGCCCUGGCUCCCUGCCUCAGUGACAGCAGAAUAUAUAUUUUAUAUAUCAGAAAUGUCUAUUUUUUUCUUGGUUCUGACUAAUCUUGCCACCAUUGUAUUGAAUACCACUGCCUCCUACACAGCAGCCUUCUGGACAUAGCCUUGUCCAGACCUGGCUCUCCAUCCCUUCCCCUGGCUUCUUCCUCAUCCGUUUUCGUAUGUGUGUGUUCUCCCUUAGACCCUGCCCUGGGGAGCUGGAAGGCAGAGCUGGGACUUCAGGGUCACAACCACUUACCUCCUGGGUGUGUGACCAGGGCCAGAGGUGCUCUUGCCCGGGUUCCCCAUCCACCCCAGUCUCUGAGCCCAGCCCAGCACCACACAAACACUCCCAGUGAGAGCCCCCAGCUGUCUCCUGGAGAGGUUGGGCUUGCACUUUUGCACAUCUGCUGUUUGAACUCCAAACUCAGGAAUCAGGGCUUGCUCAGGAUCAGUAUGAGGAGUAGGGCAAGUAGGGAGCAGCAGGACUCUCUGGGUCCAUGGGAACACAUAGAGAAGCUUUGUUAUCGAAUUUGGCUGAGCAGCUAUGUGGCCUACAGAGUGGUUUUUUUUAAAGUCCUAGCAGAGUGGAGAUGUUUGUUUUUAGAUUUCUUUUGAUUCCUGUAAAUUGUUCUUCCUUCCCUGGCAUGGCCUGAAGAGGGAGCAGAUAAGGGGGUAAGAGGGCAGGUGCUGGGGUUUCUUGGACCUAGCUUUGUUCUGUAAAGGCCCUGGAGCCUGGGGCUGCGUGCAGCUGGCUUUGGUUGGACAGCUCUGAAGGGCAGAGAGGUGUUGCUCCAGAAACAAAUGAUGCUGAGGUGCCCCAAAGCCUUUUGGGAGGAUGUUUGUUUUCAAAGUGUUUGGUGGCUUUCCUAGCCUCGAGCUUGCUCUAAUAGGAUUGUGUGUGCAGGGGGGGUGUUAGAGUGAGUGGGGACCUGCACUGGUUUUGGUGGAGAUUCUGAGCCAGGUGUACCACGCCCACUGGUAUUACGGAGAUGCCUUCCCUCAGCUGAGCAUGCAGGGAGGGUAGGUGUAGCUCUCCCAGGAGCAACCCCCCCUUUCCCACCCCAUUCUCUGAACUGUAUGUAGGAAUGUGCAUCUGCUGCCUGGCUCCAGGAUCUAGAGUGAAGUUAGUUGGUGCCUGUCAGAUUUUUGUGCUGCUGAGAGAGAAGGGAUUGGGGAACUUUGCAUCAGGGUUAUUCCUCUUUCCGUCCAGAGCUUAGGACCUGGCAUAGGAGUGUAAAGUAGGGAAGGGCUGGCCUCCUGCCUGAGAUGCUUCCAUUUUGUGGGCAUUUUCCACUUGGGCUUAAGCCAUCCAAGAGGACUUAGAGGCAGAAUUCUGUCAGACCAUUUGCGGACCAGUCUCUGCCCUUUCCGCACACUCCAGAGUUUCUGUUUGCUUCCUCUUUGUGACCAUAAGGUAGCUGUCGCUACCCUUACCUUGCCCCUUCCCACCCCUGCCCCUUGCCUUUUCCCUCCCUAAGGGCCCCUGGGAGAAAGCGGAGAUCCCCUUCUUUAUAUACCACAAUUGCUGUUGAAGCUGUGGUGGGGGCAGAUGAAUUUGUUCUCCUUCUGCUUGCACUGAAUUUCAGAAGAGACAGGAAUCAACUUGAAGUAAAAUGUAGGUGUCUUGGGGAAGGCUGAACUGAAGCUAUUGUACAUAAGAGACCUGGACAGGCUGGGGCUCGGGCCACUUCUGGCCCUUUGCCUGUGUAUCCUUGUAAAUACCAGACUUGCCUGAAUGAAUAAAGUUUUCCUGUAACUUA